Monopterus albus (swamp eel) is the source of this 1727-nucleotide messenger RNA. RefSeq names its product cholinergic receptor, nicotinic, beta 1 (muscle) (gene chrnb1). Gene Ontology annotation, cellular component: postsynaptic membrane. The record is from RefSeq and is a predicted model, not a curated record. The transcript is spliced from 11 exons. Gene Ontology annotation, biological process: monoatomic ion transmembrane transport. Gene Ontology annotation, molecular function: transmembrane signaling receptor activity; acetylcholine-gated monoatomic cation-selective channel activity. Lineage: Eukaryota; Metazoa; Chordata; Actinopteri; Synbranchiformes; Synbranchidae. Bases 1 to 1443 code for a protein of 480 amino acids.
AUGAAAAUGCUGUGGAAUUCAGGUGCCGAUGAGUCAGAGCAGGUUCUGUUGGACAAGCUGUUUGCCAAAUACAACCUUAAGGUCCGGCCAGCACCCAGCCAUACCGAGAGGGUGGUGGUUCGUGUGGGUAUGAUCCUCUCCUCAUUCAUUGGACUGAAUAUGAAAAAAGAAGAAAUGACCACAGUUGUGGUCAUGAACAUGGAAUGGACAGAUCAACGGUUGUCAUGGAAGCCAAAGGAGCAUGAUGGAAUUACGGUGCUGCGUAUCCCCUCUGCGAAGGUUUGGCUGCCGGACAUUGUCCUUAUCAAUAAUAGCGACGGGGAGUUUAAUGUGGCCCUGCAAGUCCAUGUUCAGGUUUAUAAUAAUGGAAGAGUAACCUGGACUCCCCCGGCACUGUAUCGCAGCUCUUGCGGAGUUAAGGUAGCAUAUUUCCCAUUUGACUGGCAGAACUGCACUAUGCAGUUCCGCUCUUACACUUAUGACUCAACAGAGAUCGACCUGCAGUAUGCACGAGACUCAAGAGGCAAGGAGAUACGGGAGAUCCAACUCGACGAGGCUUUCAGUGAGAGUGGAGAGUGGUACAUCAGACACAAGCCGAGCAAAAAGAACGUAAAUGACGAACAGUAUGAGGACAUGACCUUCUACCUGAUCAUCGAAAGGAAGCCUCUGUACUAUGUCCUGAACAUCAUCAUCCCUUGCAUUCUCAUCACUAUCAUCGCCAUCUUUAACUUCUACCUGCCUCCUGAUGCAGGUGAGAAGAUGGGCUUGUCCAUCAACGUACUGCUGACCCUCACCGUGUUCCUGCUGCUACUGGCUGAUAAGAUCCCUGAGACGUCACUGGGCGUCCCCAUCAUUGUCAACUACAUCAUGUUCACCAUGAUCCUGGUCACAUUCUCUGUCAUCCUCGGUGUGGUCGUCCUCAACCUGCACCACCGAUCCCCCAACACCCACCAGAUGCCCUUGUGGGUACGCAAGAUCUUUAUCCACAUGCUGCCCACUUACCUCGGCAUGCUACGGCCAAAAGUGGAGGACCCCCUCCCCCUGGAGACCAUGCCCCGCCGAGAGAAGAAGGUCACCAUCAGCAAAGUGGCUGAUGAAUACUUCAUUCGCAAACCAGACUCCUCCAUCUUGUUCCCCAAGCCCAACAGGUUUCAUCCAGAGGGCAUGUGUACAGACCUGAGAAAAUUUAUUGACGGCCCCAGCAGCUACCUUACGCUACCUGAUGAGCUAAAGUCGGCCAUAGAGGCCAUCAUAUACAUCGCUGAGGCUCUGCAGUCCGAGAAGGACUAUGAAGCUUUGAAGGAGGACUGGCAGUAUGUGGCCAUGGUGGUGGACCGUAUGUUUCUCUGGCUCUUCGUCAUCAUUACCACUGUGGGCACCUUGGCUAUCUUUGUAGAUGCCAGUUUCAACCAUACACCCACUGACCCUUUCAAAGCCUCCUGAAACGCUGGAACAUUUGGCUUUCUUGAACUACUCCUGACCGUUAAGAAAAGGGGGAAUAAGAAAUCACUGCAUUAAACUGCCAUAUGAUUUUCACAGUGUAGCUCACUGUAAGUCAUUAGUGCUGACAAUUCAGAGGCACCACAGGCAACGUGUCCACCACACCUUGUGUUUUCCACUGCACUGUAGUUGUAUGCUCCCUACCCUUAAAGGAAGGCAUGUUGUUUAACCAACUAAGUUGACAAGAUCUGUACAGUUGUAGGGUGUCAAAAAUUUUCUCUGCAAUA